Trichomonas vaginalis G3 is the source of this 1404-nucleotide messenger RNA. Its product is annotated as spectrin binding. Lineage: Eukaryota; Parabasalia; Trichomonadida; Trichomonadidae. Gene Ontology annotation, molecular function: protein binding. The transcript has a single exon. The record is from RefSeq and is a predicted model, not a curated record. The coding region runs from base 1 to 1404 and encodes 467 amino acids.
AUGGCGGUCUAUCAUCUAAACAACGAAUUUCUUCAAAGAAUUAAUAGGUAUCAGCCAUGUGAAACUGUCGUUUUAACAAUAAAUGAUGUGUCAAUCACAUUUAACAAAGCAUUUGCAAUCACAUUUUCACAAAAUUUCUAUUCAAAGUAUUUGUUAAAUAAUCUCAACAAUACAGUAAAUAUAAAUGUAGAAAUGGAAUCGCAGGAAACAUACGACGUAUUAGAACACAUUCUUCAUUACGAUGUUCCCGAGAUUGAAUGUAACCAAACAGUUUUAAAGGAUCUUUUCCAUAUUGGUACAUUACUUGGUAUGAGUGAAUUAAUGAACUUGUAUAUAAAUCAAAAUUUGGCUCAAGAACCAAUCGAUUCAGAUAAUUGCAUUCAAAUGCUUGAUUAUUAUCUCACAAUUCAAUCACCCGAAAAGAUUCAUGAAUGUAUUGAUGUAAUUUCAUUAUUUUUCUUCAAAAUUGAUGAACAGCAACUCAUUUCAAUUUCCAAAAAUCUUGGAUUUGAUAUUAUCCAACAGAUUCUUUCUAAUGAUAAACUUAUGAUCAAAGAUGAAGAUUCACUUGCUAGAUUUAUCGUUUCAUUAAAGCAGAAAGAUCCAGUUUUCUCUGCUUUGUUGAGUAUGAUUAAUGUUGAAUUUUGUAGUCAACAGAUUCUUGAAGAAAUCAGAGAAAAUGUUGAUGAAAUUAUAUCUCAAGAAGUUCUCAAAUCAUUUAGUGAUUCGAUUAUUAGAACAAGAAAUCACAACAAUCAGAACACUCAUCAAAAUGUCAAAGAUUUUUCAGCAAAAAUCGAAGAACUCAAAACAUCAAAUAAUUUUGAUGAAGUUUUCAAUUUAAUUGAUGAGCUUUCCAAAGAACAAUAUCAAAAUAAAUUAUAUGUGGCAUAUAAACAAGGACUCUGUGAUGUACGAACUGAAGAUGGAAAAUCCAUUCUUCAUGCUGCAUGCGAAAUCGGAAACCUUGGCAUUGUUAAGCCCUUAGUUGAAUUAGGAUACAACAAAGAAAUUAAAGAUAAUAAUGGAGAAACACCACUUAACUUUGCAUGCUGUAAAGGACAUCUUGAAGUUGUUAAAUAUUUAAUCUCUGCUAAAGCUGAUAUAAAUGGAGCAAAUAACAAACUUACAGCUCCUAUUCAUCAUGCUUCAUACAAUGGCCAUCUUGAGAUUGUGAAAUAUCUUAUCGAAAGUGGUAGUAACUUGGAAACAAAAGAUCAUUUCAGAUCGACUCCACUCAUAUAUGCUGCAAUGUCUGGAAGCAUUGAAGUCGUAAAAUAUCUAAUUUCUAUAGGAGCUGAUAAGGAUGCAAGAUCCCAAAAUGGUUUUACCCCACUCGCAUGGGCAAAUCAAAAUGGGCAUCAGGAUAUUGCAGAGUUUCUUAAAUCAAUUGGUGCAAUUUGA